UCCAGAAUGCCUGAAACUAAUUCUCUACCAGGAUGCUUUUGAAAUUGUAAAUCCCCUCGGCUCUGCUAAGAAAAAGCACAAAGUUGUGGCAGUCUAUCUUUCUGUAGCUAAUUUACCUAUUCAUGUUCGGUCCAAUACUGAUCACAUGUCCCUUGUCUUAUUGUGUUUAGAGAAUGACUUGAAACAAUUUGGAUGUGCUGAGGUUUUCUCUGAGAUGUUAGUGGAUUUAAAAGAUUUGGAGGAAAAUGGAAUAACUGUAGGUGGUGAAACAGUCAAAGGAGCUUUGUAUUGUAUUGCCGGUGAUAAUUUAGGUUCACACAGCAUUGGUGGGUUUACUGAAAAUUUCAGUCGUUCUAAGUACUUUUGCAGGUACUGUGAAAUCACGCGAAACGAGUUUCAAAAUGAUGACCCAAAUGUUUGUGGUCCACAGCGCAGCCCUGACAAUUACAAUUCUGCGGUUCGUGAUCUACAAACUGAAGACAACAAAGGCAUAAAGAAAUGUCUGACUCUGAGAGAACGUUUCUACGCACCGCUAUCACUGAGGUCUUGCCUGACCUUCCAGAGGUGACAAAAGACAUUUUAGAAGAGACCUUGCAAUCUCUUGGUGUGGAGACAUAUGAUGAUUUUAAUUUUAUUGAGGAAGCUGAUUUGCUGUCAGCGUUGAGGCCAAUUCAAGCCCGAAAAGUCCUUGCUGCAUGGAAGCUGAGAUGCCAGACUCCUGAAAGCAGCAGCAGCAGCUCAUCUCUUGAUACCUUGCCAAGGCCUUCAACAACCUUAGAGUCUCUUUCACCCAGAAGUUCACAAUCAACCUCUUCCAACAACUCCCAAAGCCCUAAUCCAGACUGGGUGGACACCUUUCUGAUACCAUGGGAAAAGUUACCAGAGGAACUGAUGCAGUUAUUAGAGAGAGGAAAACGACCAAGUCCACGACUGAGAAUAGAGAUGGUCCGGAUUGUGGUUCGUGACAUGAUGCAAAAAAAUCCUUGCCCAAGUAAAAAGGAUUCUACUGAAGUUGCCAAAAAGAUGGUGGCGAAAUAUCCCAAAUCAUUGCAAGACGUAAUAGAUGGAGAUGUGAUUGGGCCAGGGUACCACUCUUUGGUUAAGCAACUGCAAUAUAGGAUUGAAAAUGUGAAGCGUUCUACAACCCCAAAAAUAAGAAAACGAAAGCAUCGCACUGAUGAGUCUGACACAGACGAAAUCCCUCCAGAACAGAGAGCAGCAAUGCAGGACACUUACGGAUGCAUUAACUGGGAUGUAAAAUUUCUGCCCCUUGGAGAGACCCCAGAGAGCCAGAGAGAAAAGAAAGAAAAACUGAAGAGGAUGUCUCAGCAAACUGAUACAAAUCUAGAAGAGGUCAAACGUCUAAUGAAGUUGACUUUCUACACACAGCGUAAACAAGUGAACCAGGGGGAAAAUAUUAAAAGUCUUCUGGAAGAGUGGCCAUUUUGGUUCAAAGAACUUGGCAUGGCAGUCCACUUCAAGGAACUUACCGGAAUUGGGCUUAUCGAAACUUUCACGCGGAAUGUGGAUCUGAAGGGGAAACGACUCUUGAACUACUUAAAUACUGUUGGUGUGAACAAGAACAAAAAGUUCCUACAGGCUGUGACAAACCUGAAAGCGAUCAGGGGAGAGCUGAGUGGUUGCUCUGAAGACGUCAAAGAGAUGUUGCUGCUUUUGCUGUCCUACUUUAACGAGAAGGAAGACGCAAUGUUCCGUUAUGUUGAAAACACCCUCCUGGCAGAGGAAGUACAGGUGGACCAAGUUCCUUUGACUCCCACCCUUGUUGUGUGUGUGGUCAAUCCUGUUUUUCCGCGAAACGGUUCAUGCUGUGUGUGGAUCAGAACAUUAUACUUGACAACAUUCCCUUCCUUCAUUUCUUCCCUGUGCAUGAUGUUUGGGAGCUAUUAUUGCUUCAACAUCCAUUACCCAUCAGAGCUGGCAUCAACCCUGGAGUUUCUGCAGAGGUGUUUUUUCUCCAUCAACCCAGAGAAGGGCACCAAAGUGGAGAAGACAAACACAUCCCGUCUUCACGUGAACCCAAGAGUCCUUACCUUGAUUCAGGAACUUUCAGAUCAUGAGUGGCGUGAUGUCUAAAACUCUGGAUAUGGUCAGUAGGAUUUAUGAUGUAAUGAUGUGUGCCACACUACCAGCUUAAAGGUUUGUUUCAGCUCCUAUGUUAGGUUCUUUAAAAUUAGGAGGCAAGAUAAUUUUUCAGACAAAAUUGUAACAGAUGAGUUUGUAUACAACUGUUAACGUUUCAAAGAGAAAAGCAUUUUCCUCUUUCUUGCCCUGUCUUUCUCUAUUUUUCUUUUUUACACUCUCAUCUGUUUCCUUCCAUCUCUUUCCCUCCAUCUUUUCUCUUUCAGUUCCAAUUAGAUGAAUCUGUCUCAGCUCCUAUGUUCAGUUCUUCAAAGACUAGGAAGCAAGAUAUUUUUUCAGACGAAAUUGUAACAGAUGAGUUGGUAUACAACUGUUACAGAGUUUAAAAGAGAAAAGCAUUUUCCUCUUUCUUGCCCUCUUUCUCUUUUUUUUUUUUUUUUUUACACUCUCUCAUCUGUUUCCUUUCAUCUCUUUCCCUCCAUCUUUCCUUUUUCAGUUCCAAUAAGAUGAUCAUUAAUCUGUCAUAUGCUCUUAUUGUACUGUUUGUAAAAUAAGUACACUACAUAUUACAAACUUGUACAGUAUGUUGAGAAAUGAUGUUUGUUAACUGCUUUGUUUAAUAAAUUUUUAUUUGUUUAAUAAAAGUUGAGUCUUUAAUUUCAGUUCA
Messenger RNA from Ctenopharyngodon idella (grass carp), 2767 nucleotides. RefSeq lists its product as uncharacterized. The transcript is spliced from 5 exons. Lineage: Eukaryota; Metazoa; Chordata; Actinopteri; Cypriniformes; Xenocyprididae. The coding region runs from base 499 to 2094 and encodes 531 amino acids. The record is from RefSeq and is a predicted model, not a curated record.